Messenger RNA from Lodderomyces beijingensis, 852 nucleotides. The record is from the annotation of a GenBank genome assembly. Lineage: Eukaryota; Fungi; Ascomycota; Pichiomycetes; Serinales; Debaryomycetaceae.
AUGGCCUACAGGUUGAUCAAGUUAAACUCAGGACACACGAUUCCAUCGGUCGGAUUGGGAUGCUACGACAUUCCAAGGUUGCAAACCAGCAGCAUAGUCUACGAAGCUCUCGCUCAGGGCUAUCGCUUGCUCGAUACUGCUGUGCUCUACCACAAUGAAGUCGAAGUGUUGGAGGGAAUCCGCGCCUACCUCAAAGACCACCCCGAAGUGAAACGAUCCGAGAUAUUCUACACCACCAAGCUCUGGAACAACCAAUUGGGGAAAGAAGCCACCCGCCGCGCAAUCGACACCAUGAUGGAGCAGGUGGGCGACUUGGGCUACAUCGACAUGUUGUUGAUCCACUCGCCUUUACCUGGCAAGGAGCGCCGGUUGGAGAGUUACGAAGUCAUGCAGGAGGCAGUAGCGCAGGGCAAAAUCAAAAACAUUGGCGUUUCAAACUACGGCAAGCACCACAUUGAGGAAUUGUUCAACUGGCCCAAGUUGAAGUACCCUCCUGCGGUGAACCAAAUCGAGAUCAGUCCCUGGUGCAUGCGCCAGGAACUAGCACAAUGGUGCUUGAGCAAAGGCAUCCAAGUCGAAGCCUAUGCGCCACUUACGCACGGAUACAAAUUGGAAUCCUCGACUCCCGAGUUCAAGAAAAUCAUGCAAAAGUACAACAAGUCCGCUGCCCAGAUUUUGAUCAAAUGGUCCUUGGAAAAAGGCUAUAUCCCCUUGCCAAAGACAAAGACGCCGUCAAGGUUGAAGUCGAACAUCUCCGUCAAUGAUUUCGAGUUGACUCCGGAGGAAAUGGAGGUGAUUGACCAGCCCGGUGCUUACGAGCCGACUGACUGGGAGUGUACAGAUGCCCCGUAG